AUGAAGCAAUUUGAACAAACUAUUCGCCGGCGCGGAUGCGAAGAAAAAACAAUUUUAAACAAUUUAUGCUAUGGACAGUGUCGUUCGUUUUACAUUCCGUAUGGCAGAAAAACCUUUGAAUCUUGCUCCACUUGCACUCCCGUUUCUUCUAAGAUUAAUACUGUAGUGUUAAACUGCCCCCAAAGAAACCCACCAAUUCGAGUCGUUAAAAAAGUUAAGAUUAUAACAUACUGUAGUUGCCGUGUAUGUGGUAAGAAGUAUUCAUGAACUGCAUGCAGCGGACUGUAACGAGCCACUGAGCAAAUUAUUGAUGUCUCAUUAGAACAGCGCUGUAUUAUAUCUGUACUAUAUGUCCUCAACAAAACACAUUUGUACAUCACCACAAAACAAACAUAAAUAGUAAGUUUUUUGAGGGUAUUUUCUUAGGGUAAAUUAAAUCUUGGUUCGGUUGACCCUUGUUACCCCAUGAAUUAUAAGCGUCGUUACUCCAUCUGUGUGCGCCAGCUUGUAGGAGAUAACUAUUCCUAAACAUUGUCGGAAAACAAGCAAUAGUGUAUUUCCCACACUUACACUUUUUGAUUGAUUUGUUCUAUUCCAAAAGAAAGACAUGUCUGGGUAAUUUCAUCUACGACGGGUAACUCACAUUUCCAUCACGCACCCAGCGGUGGUGUAACAACGGCGCUAUACUAGCCAAUCCCCUCCCUGUAUAAAGGGCCAGUGGCAGAUCCAGGGGACUAACCCUUUUAUGAGUGAAUCGCAACCAGAAACUCAUAAGGGGUUCAACCCCUUAUGAGUUUCUGUCUCAACUGAAUGCAUCCCUUGAAAGUAUUCAGUCUUUGGAGAAACUUUAUCUACUUGUUUGGUAUGAAAGACUGGAGUAUCUUCAUUGCACGUAUUUUUUUUCUUUUUCUUUCAACACUUUAAGUAUUCAACCCAACUGUAUGUUCAAUCUCCAGCAUGCAUAAAAAAAGUUUGUACACGUUUACACGCCAGCGUUAACCCCAAGAUAUUUAUUUUAAGUACAAGUGGUAGGAACAUAUUGUAAUCUUUCACUCGUUCUUGGCGCAUAUUCGUGAGAUAUUGCAGUUAUUGUUCUACGUUUGCACUAAGUACUACGAGCGACUGGGAAAGUUAAUCGUAAUAUUUGGGGAGAGAUAAGAGUAGAUCGUUCUGAUUAUAUCAGCUCAUUUCCGAGUAUUGACGGAAGCCUUUCUAAAUUCGUAAGAAUUAUUCGUAAAUCCAGUUUCUAUUUAUUUACUAAAACCUUGCGAACAUUAUAUUUUUCUCUAGUGAAUCUAUACUAUUUUACUUUUUUUCUGUUUGGGCCUCUACUUACAAAGCUUACCUUAUUCGUCUUGAUUAUGUGUACAAAUGAAUGUGUGGUAAAUAAAGGCACUUCUUCUUCUUCUUGUAGAUAAGUUUCUCCCAAGACUGAGUUGAUAAGCGCGAACCUUGUUGUACAAUUAAAGAAUUAGUCGUCAUCACCCGAAUAUAAGUUUAUUUUAAAACAAACGUUAUUUAGGCUUGAUUAAAACCAAAUGCUUCUUAUUAUUCUUUAAAAAAUUCUUUCACUUCUCUUCCAAAGACUGAGUGAAGGACUGGGGAUGAGUAUGAAGUCCGCAAGGUAUUAUGGUCUUUGUGUUUCACAAGACUUUUGUAUCGAUCGACCGGUUCUUCCUUCUUGCGACAUUCUCUUUCGCUGUUUUCUUCCUUGAAUCUCAACGAAUAGUCCGAUGGAGGUCUUGCGAUGCUUUAACUGUGAUCAUACAGGAAGAAGGCAUGAGGAUUUCUUCAAUAUAACUAAGAUUCAUCCAUCUUUUGCGGAGAAAGCGAGAGGGCACGAAACAGGCCAAGACGAAUCUGUAAAAGAAAACACUUAUCUUGUUUGCUGUGAUUGUGUUUACGACCGACUUCAGGAGUGCCAGAGCUGUUUAAAAAAAGCCCCUCUGUGUAUGUUUAAAAUUGCAGAGUGGUUCGGUGACAAGAAAACUCGCAACUGCAUCGAUUGUGCAGCAAAGUUUGAGGCUCAAGGGCUAUUUCAGACAGGCUAUCAUUCCAGUGUCAUCAUUCGCCAGUGCUCAGUUUGUCGACAUUUUAAAUAUUUACCCUCGUUCAUCAGCUGGCGUAAGCACAAACCUCACGAUACGUUGAAGGAUUGCUUCGAGUGCCAACUUCGCCGAGAUAUCGCACAGUACAAGAGAGAAGUUCGAAAUCGAUACGAGGAGAAACUUCAACAGGAACCGGCUUUGGGUGAUGACAACAAAAGUUUAAGGACAGGUGUUGGCAAUGAAACCGUUUCGCAACAGGGAGCAACGUACGCGUCAGUUGUUACAAACGGAUUUACAGAUACGCAAUCAUCUGCUUCAUCAUGCAAAAAUGGCCGGAUACGAACUAAGGAAACAACACAGCAACUGCAAUUGAACGCUAUAAAUGAAACGGGACUUCACAAGGGAAAAUGUAUCAGCACCGGCUUAGACGGUAAGCGCAAGUGCAUAUUAUAUUUGCAGGUAUUUUAGUUUUGACCCCGUGUUCUUGUCUAGAUGAGUUCGUUAUUUUAUGAUCAGAUAAUAGUUGCAUCUCAAAACGGUACGUUUCCACUGUUCCUUUUUCAAGCGGAAACAACAUACAUGUCAGUUGAUCCAGAAUGGUUUGUCUGGUGAUGAAAGUAUUUCAGUUUGUUUCUGUUGUCAAUCAAUAUUUAUCAUUACCAAUGCUGAUGUUUGAAUUAAUACAUCAACUUAAGUGUCUAUUGGUCCCUCAGGUCGCCUUUCCUGUGCUGUGUAAUCCAUUUAUUCUUGUUUAUAUAUUUUUUUUCCGAUUUGCUAAAAAUGAUUACUUUUGUCAGAAACUAGAGACAAAAAUUAUUUUUUUGAAAGUUGAGUGCAGCGUGCAAAGAAAGUAGUGUCCGAUAGCCCGGGGCUAGUGGAUUUUGCUAUCGGGCUAGUGAAUUCUGUUUUUAACUUGCCCGACGGGCAAGUGAUAUUUUUUUAGGAGUUUGAAUAGCAGAAAUACUGUAAUCAAUCCUGCUCAUCAAAUUUUUUUCGGGCUAGUUGAAAUGACUUUCGGGCUAGUACAUGUUAGCUACAGCUUGCCCGAAUGGCAAGCUGCAAAACUGACUUUCUUUGCACCCUGUGAGUGAGAAAAGCCUGGGAUACCGGUAUUGUACAUAAAAGAGAAAAAUGCAUGCCUCUUUGCACUUACUAUUAACUGUUUUUGAUUAUUUGAUACAUUGUUGUGAAAGUUAAUUUUACUGUAGUGAACUUGCCAAUUUUACAUGUACCUGUAAGUCAGAUGUGUGUAAUUUCGUAUCCACAUCAGAUGAACUCCUGAAUGGUGCCGAAGACGUUCUGACCACUUACUAACAUUAGUGAAAUGCCAAAUCUUGGCGCCCCUUUCCGAGAUCAUGCAUAUCUAUUCUUGGCAAGAUUAUCGAGAUGAGGUAUCAUAAGAUCUUGCCGAGAACACAAAUGUCUUGGCAAUGUCGCGUUAGUGGUUACGUUAGUGGUUACAGAGCAAGUAGUCUGGAAUAGUGAGUUAUGCUUGUGAAAUUGUCCUGCAUGCAUGUGAUUGAUGUUUUUGAUCCAUGGGCCUGUGAGACAUGCAUAAUUUGCAUGUGAGUUGACAGGUAUACUGUAGGAAUUUUGCUAUGUCAUGAUUAUAGUGCAAGCAUGACUGAAGCAUCAUAGCUAGUUUAGAGUGAUGGAUUAAAAUAAUCGUACUUUCCUUAAUAGUACUUUUUGCCCACUCCCCCGUAACAGUUUUGCACAUUUUUGCCCAUUAUUUAGCUAAAGGAAUUUAUUUCAGGUGGUUGACCAUUAGAGGUUACACAUGUACAUAUUUACCCAGGGGUUAUUUUAGUCGUAUAUUUUGGUAAUAAGCAUUUCUUGCUCUUAAUUAUGGGUAGUCCUGUUUUCCCCAGUCAGAAAAAUCUUGGUCCCAAAUGGAAACAAGUAUACAGUAUCUUUGAUUCAAGUUUAAGGCCCUGUUGGUUUGUUUUUGUUGAGUGGUACCAGAAACCCAUAAGGGGUUGAAACGUGUAACUCCCGUUCAAUGCUCGUGAAUAUUCGUUUUGACCAUAUUUGGAAAUCUUAGUGACGGAUAUCCAUUUUCAACAAAAUGGCUGCUGCGCGAUCACCGUGCAGAUGUUUUAAGACAAGAGUUUUGCAUUUCAAGGUUAAAAAUGCACCGUUAAAAGACAAAAAAUGGAAAGAGAAAGUUCAAAAGAAUGGUCAGCUUUCUUUUUGUGGAGAAAGGGAAGCUUUUCAUCAAGAAAUCGUCCUUCGAGGAAUUCAACCUUGUUUUCUUCACGGCGGAGCCCGUGGUCUGUUUUGAAAUGCAACCAAGUCAGUGAAGUUUUUGCUGAAUUUUCAGGUACAUUUUGCACUCUAUGGCCAAGACAAUUACGUUUAUGAAAGGGAAUCUAUGUAUUUUUAAAUGUUUCAUAGACGUUUUAUAAAUUUUUCUCUUCGGCGCUAAAGAAAAAUUACAAAAUGUGCCCUGAUUUGAGAUGGAUUUUGUGUUGAAUCUUGCCAUGUGCUUUAAUAGCCGAUUUCACUUGCGUGAACGGAUCCACGAUCCAGAUAGUGUUUUCCGAAUUGCUUUAAAUGAUUAACUUUUUGGACUUUGAAUAAAAAUUUUCAAGAAACGGCUUCUCUGUCUAUUGUUUUGAGUUUGUUCAUUCAUAAAAUUAGCUCAAAACACGAUCGUGUCUACAACAUAUAAGGUUAAUUUAAACUUUUAAAAUGCUUCUCACAUUCAUUACAAGCAUCACUUUUUGCGAAGAUGUCAGGUUCAGGUUUUGGACACUUUCGAUACGCAGCUAAUGAAUUUUAUUCGAAAAUAUUUUUCACUGUUUAUUUUAGACUUUUAAAUUUGCAGUAUAAGUUUACCGUGCAGAGGGUCAACGAGGCAUCGUUUUUUGAAGUGACAACUUCAAGAAGUUGCGAGGCCGUCAAUGGGUUUCAUAAUGUUACGUUUGGCCCGGGUGGUGAGGCAAUAAUAUCCUGCUCAUUGUUUCGGUAAUAUUCCUGGUUUCAACCUUUGAAAGCUUUCUCGGCUUUGAAAACUUUCCCCCGUUUGUCGGCCAUUUUUUUAAGCGGGCGCGGGAACCUGAAGGAAAAUUACGUCACGUUGUUUACGAAGUUUGAUUGGUCAGUUAUCUCUUCUUCUCGUUCCAAAUAUGGUACUUUCGAAAAUGAAUAAUCACGAGCAUCGGACAAAGAAAACAUAUGAGAGUUACACGUUUCAACCCCUUAUGAGUUUCUGGUGGUACUUAUUCUUGGGUAAUGCAAGUCCUGGUUAAAAUUUACCAAUCCUAAGGUUUGUUACCAUCUGCCUAAACUAUGAAGUAACUGGUUUUGCGUAUGUAACUGUUUAACAAUCAUAAUGUUUUAAGAACAAAAAUAAAGUAAAAUAAUAAUAAAUAAAAAUAAAGUAGUUGAAUAUUGAUUUUGUGGGGAUAAAUUUACAGUUAGUACAGGUAAAAGACAAAUACAGGGUUUCUGAUCUUUUGCGCAGUCACGGAGCCGCAAAAUUCAGGUAAAUCCGCGAAAUCCCGCUAAAUUCACAAAAACACGAAAAAUACCGUGAAAUUCAGUAGAAAUCUUAUCAUACAUGUCUGUACAACAUAUUUGAAACUUAUUUCAGCUAUAGGGGCUAUUAUUUUACUUGCCGUAAACUUGCAAAUUUGUCUUGGAACUUCGUCACUGAAACGUGCAAACAACGUCCCGAAACUACCAGGCAUAGAUUUUGUUGCGAAAAACUGGGCACUAGCUAUGAUGUUAAAGGCUUUGCCAUUGGUUCAUUUCUGGAGCAUAUUGUUGUUGAAAGAGCAAAUGAUAACCUCUGUGAAAAAAACUUUAAAAAUGCUGGUCAGGAAGCAAAACCGAUCAAUUUCUAGCAAAAUUUGCCUUGAAAAUAAUCAUAAAAUUGGCUGUUUUUUACUGAUUGCUUUUUGGUGAAGUUUGCCCUGAAAACUCCCACGAAAUCGCCUGAUUUUUCCGCGAAUUUGUCCCUAAAAAUCCCGCGAAAUUUGACUGUUUCUUGCACGCCCUAUCAAAAGCCCUGCAAAUACAACAAUCAUUUUUGUUAUGUAAUUUUUGCCGAAGGUUUUUGCUAGUUUCAUGCCCUCCCUCUUUUUGACAUUGUACUGCAGAAUCAUUCUGUGCAAAGGUGCUUCAAGCUCUCAAAACUUCAUUUAGCCAGUUGGAGGAAAAAACCAAACUAGAACUUCAGCUUCUCCAAUCUAACCCUCAAUUCUGGAACACUGCACUGCGAGAUAAACUUCUCCGAGUUUCCCAGCUGUUUUCCAGUCAGGCAACAGACCAGAUCCAUUUCAAUGAUGCUGAGUCUCGCUGGGCCUAUCUUGGUACCUAUACAGCAGCCCAUGCCACCCUUGUGCAAGCCACCUUCACUUCAGGUCGAUUUGAACCUUUGACAGAGUUCAUAAAAAACAGUCACAGUAAAGAAAGGUCAGUAGUUAGUAAUGGUAACGGGACUGAGUGGAGUCCAAUUCGGUCUGUAAUCACACGAGUGAUUAAACAAAUCGGACGACCGCUUAGCGGGAGUCUGAUUUGUUUAAUCACGAGUAUGAUUACAGACCGAAUUGGACGACACGAAGUUCUGUUACCAAUUAAUCAUAACUUAAACAAAAUUUGUGAUAUAUUACAAAAAUAAGCUAUUUUUUAAAUCAAAACGUAAGAAAUUCGAAAUUUUGUUUCGCUAGCAGUGAAAAAAAAAGCCAUUUAAGAGCGCACGUGAUGGCACGUACUGUCCAGUUACUUAGGCAUGACGCGUACUGUGCUAUUAAACUGUCCAAUUAAGGCUGAAAUCAGGGCAGUUGAUAGCCAAUCAGAUUUGACAAUUUUGUUAUAGUUAUGAUUACAAAAGUAAAAGGUGAACACUACAGAAUUCUCUCAAUAGUGAAGUGGAUUAUGCAUUUCAUUUUCCUAAUUCUUAUUUACUGGGUAUAGCGAUUUAUCCUUUGAACAUUGCUUCCCAACUUUUCAACAAGUUGAUAAAUUACUGAAGUUUUAGCUACUUUAUGCUCUUAAUGUACAUGUACAAAAAACAUGAAUUAGGCAUAUCAUACAAAAGCCAAAUCCAAUAAUUUUUUUGAAUUUUUCAUUCAAAAUAUUUCAGACAUAAAAAGAUGCUUACCACAAUCAAUGCAAAGUUCUUGUCUUCAAUUGACUACAUGUAUGCCUCUGCAAAUUGAGAUUAUAAUAAUUAUUAUUAAAGGAAUGUUUAGUCAGCAGAUGUCAAAUAGCAUCAAUAAUAAUAACAUUAUCAACAAACAUCAAGUGGUACAUAUAUUGUAUUUUAGCUAUUUUGCUAUUGUGAUGUUUUUAGGGAGUAGUUUGACCAUAUCUUCCUUGCAAAAUGUUAAACAUUCACCGUUUGCAAGCUCUACCAAAACAACGUAGGUACCCUGUCUUUUGCAGUCCCUUUUCCUGUCAAUCUUCUGUUUUAUUGUAGGUCAGUAUCUGAAAAUGUCAUCCAAAUUUGUUAAACAGUAGCUGAUUAUGAGAAAAAAGCUAGGGGAUUGAGCCAAUCAGAAACAGAGAAAUCUUUUGAGUUAAUGAUUACAGCCUUAAUGAAGUUGGUUAACUUUGGUGUUUAUUACAUUAAUUUUGCAAAUCGAUUCUUAGCAAAGCUGAAUAUUUUCUUAGUGAUACUAAGUAUGUUGUGCUGUUAUAGCCAAAUUCAUUGUACUGCGCUGAGUUUUUUGCAAACUUCGAAGGAAUUUUGGAUUUUUCUGUUCCGUCAAUCAUCUUAGCGGACCUCGUAGGAAACACAUGUUUACUUGCGAUUGGUGUAUUUUGAUCCACUUUGUUUGUUUCUGUGUUUCAACUUUCGCUGCUUGUGAUCGCCCUGUUUCGCGCAAGAUUGACUAUGUUUCUUCGAAGCUUUUUAUGAUCUUUGUUAUUCUUGUCUCUUGCAAGAAUAAAGCAAUGUCUGCCUCCUGCCCUCAACAAAAAUUCUACUCAUCAUCGUGAUUUCCUUCGCUAUUCUUGAGCCAUUUAGGGUCAUUCUCAGGCCAAGCUGGGCGAGUGCGUUGCAUUAUGAUUUGCAUUAACUCCACCCCCACUCAAAUGAUUGACAGAACAGAAAAACCCAUUCGAAGUUUUGAAACAUGCCUUGCGAUACAACGAAUUUGGCUAUAAGUACAUUGUACCAAGAAUAUCUGUUGCAUUUAUAGAAAGGAAAAUUCAGGAGGCCUAAACAAGGAAGGGCAAAAUACUUGGCUGUCAAGAACAGUGAAAUCUUAAGAACACUUUCUAGUAUUUAGCAGUGGUAGUAGUAGUAGUCAUUGUCGUCAUGGUCAAUACCGCCUCCACCUUUGUUGUUAUCAUUAUCUUCACUUAAUUUUUAUGCAAAUUAAAGAGCAGCUUGAGAGUUUUGGCACUAGUAUUUAGUAGAAAUCCACUUUCACUCUCCCUACUUUGUAGGUUACAUGUCUGCUGUCUUGGUGCGGGUCCUGGCAGUGAAAUUCUAGGUCUUCAUCAACUUUUUCCAUCGAACACUGAGUGGAUGCUUUUGGAUAAUUGUGAGCAAUGGUAUUACACAGCACAGAUUCUACUGCAUGAUGUGUGUGAUGUACCCUUCCGUUAUGGUACUUUUGAUAUUUCUAAUGGUCAUGGGCGGAGCAAUGUAGGAGACCUGGGAUUAACAGCUAACUAUGCUUUUAAAAAGGUGAGUGUUCCUUCUCUGGUAGUAGUGGCUUGUGGGGGAUUUCCGUAAGUCAGUUUUGAAGCCUUUGCCUGCUACAGCUGUAUCAAAAUUGUUUAAUACCGUAAAACUCUGAAAAUAGGCCCCUCCAUGUAUAAGUCCCUCCAAGUAUAAGCCCCCCAAAUGGGUAACGCAAAAAACCCUCCAAAUAUAAGCCCCCUGGGGGGCUUGUACUUGGAAAAUUGCCCUCAAAUACAAAGUAAAACAAAGCAAAAACAGUAAAUUUACUUCCAACUACAUGGCUAGCCCAAUCAAUUUUGAAAGGCAAAUUUCCCUCCGUAGAUAAGCCCCUCCGAAUAUAAGCCCCUCCAAAAAUAAGCCCCUCAAAAAGGGCCUUUGAAAGAUAUAAGCCCCGGGGCUUAUUUUCGGAAUUUUACGGUACAUUCCGAAAAAGAGAAUUUGGUCGACCUCUCAAAUAAUGGAUAGAGUACUGCGUACAGUGACCGCAAAGGUCACGGUUUCAUUCCCAGUCAAGCCUGAAUUUGUUCAGGUUCUUUUUCAACUGCUUAGUUUGUUUAUUCAACUGCGAGGAUCAUAGUCACUUUCAGCUUUAACAUAACCAUGAACCUGAUAGAGGGUACAUUAAUUACUUUUUCCCUUUACUGAUUUCAAGCCAAGUUACUCCUGUUGUCCAGACUUUUAUGUUGUAAAAUUGUUGAUUGCUUAAGCCUCAAAACCACCAAAUAAAUUACAGUGUCACACAUAACUUUUGAAAAAGAAUAGAGUGCAAGUCAUUAAUAUGCUCUUUUUUCCCUUUCACCAGGCCAAGUUAUUUCUCUUGUCAAAGUUUGUCUCUGCUGUUCAGAAUCUUCCUGGAGCAUUCAAAUAUCUUUUAGACAUUCUCAAGAGAGCUGCACCAGGCACCUUGUUUCUCUUUGUGGACAAUGCUCACAUCCAAACAAAAACAUUUAUCGAAGAUUUGGUGUUUCCUUCAAGAGACAGCAAAGAAUGUGAGGAGUACAAGGAAAAUGAAUCGUUUAGGCUGUACACUACUUAUGCUGAAUUAAACUCUGAUCGUGAAGAGGGCUUGAAGUCUCUGGCAGUGUGCGAGUGGGUCAGUCUAAUCAGUUAUUGGUUGGACAGACAUCCUAUAUUGGACCUAAGGGUCAAUGUACAUUUGGCAGUAAAAAAGAGGUGAAAAGUUGUGGGGUAACAAACACAAAAAGAACAAAAACAAAAAACAAAAACAAAAAUUGGAAGAAAACACCAGAGAUAUUAUAUUAUUAUGUGGAAUAUUGUUAUAUUGUUUUAGCUCUUCACUGACUUAUUUUAUUUUUAAAAGGUUUUGGUUUUUAUAUUAACUACAUUUGCUGGUGGAACCAAGUAGAAAAGAAAGAUGCAUGUAUAUGUAUUAUGUGUAUGUCUUUUGUGUCUUGUACUGGCAAGAAUAUUGGCCAAAGCGGAAAAUACCAUAAUAUUCUUUAAACUGCCAUUUGGGUUGUGCUUCAUGUAAAGUAUAUUUUGUUCUGUACAUGAAAU
This is a messenger RNA of Porites evermanni, 10209 nucleotides long. The record is from the annotation of a GenBank genome assembly. NCBI's taxonomy places the organism in Eukaryota, Metazoa, Cnidaria, Anthozoa, Scleractinia, Poritidae.